AUGUCUUUCGCUUUACAGGGUGAAGAUUGCAAUGGACACGGUACUCACUGUGGAGGUACUUCUGCUGGGACUACGGUUGGUAUCGCCACAUCGGCUAGUCUUUAUAGCGUUCGUGUUUUGAAUUGCAUGGGUGCUGGAUCAACAGCAAAUAUCGUAGAAGGUUGUGAUGCCAUUACCAAUGACGGUUCUAAGCCUGCUGUAGCCUCACUGUCUCUUGGCGGGGGUGCAAGUACUGCCAUGGAUAGUGCUGUGGAGAGAAUGAUCGAUGCAGGGUACACUGUCUCCGUAGCUGCCGGUAAUGACAAUGCCAACGCAUGCUACACUUCUCCAGCACGAGUUGAACCCGCGUUGACAGUUGGUGCCACUGACAGUGACGAUGAGCGGGCAUCAUAUUCUAACUAUGGUACCUGUGUCGAUAUCUUUGCACCUGGAAGUGAUGUUAGAAGUUCCUACCAUCUCAGUGACAGCUCAUAUGCUGUUCUCAGUGGAACUUCGAUGGCAUGCCCUCAUGUAACUGGUGUCGCAGCUGUUCAUUUGGGAGCUGGUACUUGUGUAACACAUGCUUCAUGCAAAAACAAGAUAACUGGAGAAGCUACCAGCGGCCUUGUAGGCAACCCAGGUGAUGGAUCACCAAAUCUUUUAUUGUAUUGCGAUUAA
Saccoglossus kowalevskii is the source of this 657-nucleotide messenger RNA. RefSeq lists its product as uncharacterized. The record is from RefSeq and is a predicted model, not a curated record. Gene Ontology annotation, molecular function: serine-type endopeptidase activity. Gene Ontology annotation, biological process: proteolysis. NCBI's taxonomy places the organism in Eukaryota, Metazoa, Hemichordata, Enteropneusta, Harrimaniidae.